Molecule: messenger RNA, 1843 nt
Organism: Cicer arietinum (chickpea)
Lineage: Eukaryota; Viridiplantae; Streptophyta; Magnoliopsida; Fabales; Fabaceae
Source: RefSeq, a predicted model, not a curated record
CAAACUCAGAAUUUGCAAUACACACAAAACAAAACACUCGCACCUUAUAUUAUAACCAUAGUUGAUUAAGCUUAACUAUAUCAAAAUUAUUCAUGGAAUUUUUCACCAAAUCAAAACUCGUAAAUCUUCGAAGCCACCUAGACAAGUACUUAAUUGACGACAACGGGAAACUCCGUCAGAGCCGAAACGGAACCGUUAAAAGAGCUCAAUGGACGGUAGAAAAAGUAGAAGCAUUUGAAACUCAUCGCCACGUGGUGCGGUUAAAAAGCUUUAACGGAAAAUACUUAACGGCAACCGAAACGCCGUUUCGGUUAGGCGUGACGGGAAAAGCGGUUAUUUUAACGGAGUUAGAAGAAGGAUUAGACGGAAAAAACGAAUGGGAACCUAUAAGGGAUGGAUUUCAAGUCAAGUUUAGGAGUUACUGUGGUAAAUAUUUAAGGGGAAAUGGAGGAGCACCACCGUGGAGGAACAGUGUAACGCACGAUGAUUCUGAUAGUUCUGUGAGUAAGGGUUGUUUUCUGUGGGACGUUGAAACUGUGAUGGAAAAGGAUGUGAAUGAAUUGUUUUCUGAGAGUUUUUUGGCGUCUUUUGCUUCUGAUGAUGUUUCUGUUAAUUCUGAUACGGCGUCGCCGAUGUCUGUUUUCUCUCUCAAGUCGCCGCCGGCAAGACGGAACUUGCAGUUGCAGACAACAAAACCCACCAAGCUAAGAAACGGAAUGGACUUCUUCAGCAGAGCAAAAGCAGUACGUUUCAAAAGCCACCAUGACAAAUACCUUUUAGCAGAAGAAGACGAAGAAUCCGUAACACAACACAGAAACGGUUCCUCAAACAACGCUAAAUGGUUCGUCGAACACGUUCCCGAAUACGACAACGUUAUUCGAUUCAAAAGCUGUUACGGUAAAUACCUCACUGCUUCCGACAACCCUUUUCUUCUCGGCAUGACGGGUCGUAAAGUUCUUCAAACACUUCCUAAAACACUUGAUUCUUCUGUUGAAUGGGAACCUGUUAGAGAUGGUGUUCGUGUGAAGUUGAAGACGCGUUAUGGGAAUUUUCUUAGAGGGAAUGGUGGGUUGCCACCGUGGAGGAACACUGUUACGCAUGAUAUUCCUCAUAGGACUGUUACGCAGGAUUGGAUUUUGUGGGAUGUUGAUGUUGUUGAGAUUUAUGUGAAUAAUAAUGAUAAAGAAAGUUUGGAUCUACCUUCUGUUGAAUCCAACACGCCUUCACCUGGGACCAGUGUUUCUGCAAGCUUUUCUAGGCAACAGUCGAAUGAUUUGGUUGUUGGAGUGUCGCCCAAGACGACAGAGGGGCGAAUUAUAUACUACCACGUUGCCGAAGAUGAUGGAGAGGUGAGUGACGAAGGUGUGCAGGGAUAUUCUUUGGUUUUCAAAGGAAAUGGUGUUGAGGAAUUGACUAAAAAGUUUGAGGAAGAGACAGGGUUAGAGGGAAUCAUUGUGUGUACUCGUAGUCCUUUGAAUGGAAAGAUUUAUCCUCUUCGCUUGCAGCUUCCUCCAAACAAUGUCACUAUGCAGGUUCUUUUGGUUCUUCCCUUCUCAAAAGUGGCAAGAGAAUUUGAGGCACAAGGUUUGCUUUGAGAAGCAAGAUUUUGCACCACGUGUAUAUAUUAGAUACUGAUCCAAGUUCGUGAGAGUUAUAUUUGUAAGCAUUUAGGAUUUGAGAAUGUGUUAUAACUAAUAAGUUCGUACCUUGUACUAGUUCAUUGCAUUUAUUCAACAGAUUCAUAUGGAACUUGCUUAAAAUUGCAACGGAAAUGAAUUAAAGUAUAACACCAAUGGUCAUUUAUGAAUGAAUACUAUAGGCAAUUCUGAUGGUGGAUUUUAUU